This is a messenger RNA of Panthera uncia (snow leopard), 2329 nucleotides long. It is a transcript of the gene SLC17A9, whose product is annotated as solute carrier family 17 member 9. Gene Ontology annotation, biological process: transmembrane transport. The record is from RefSeq and is a predicted model, not a curated record. Bases 163 to 1476 code for a protein of 437 amino acids. The transcript has 13 exons. Gene Ontology annotation, cellular component: membrane. Gene Ontology annotation, molecular function: transmembrane transporter activity. Lineage: Eukaryota; Metazoa; Chordata; Mammalia; Carnivora; Felidae.
UCCCUCUGCGGUGGCCGUCCGGGGGCGACACGUCCUAAGAGCAGAGCGCCAGACGGAAGCACGGCCGGGACUGACACGUGGCCUUGGGCGGCGCUGCCCCGUGUGGGUUGGAGAGGCGGGCGCCCGACCUGAACGCGCUGCGCCCGCGGACGGCUGCCCCCGAUGCAGCCGCUGCCACCGGAGGAGGCCCGCAGGGACGGGGCUGAGGACGCCCAGUGGUCCAGGCCCGAGUGCCAGGCAUGGACGGGGACGCUGCUGCUGGGCACGGGCCUGCUGUACUGCGCCCGGGUCAGCGUGCCCGUGUGCGCCGUCUCCAUGAGCCAGGACUUCGGCUGGAACAAGAAGGAAGCCGGCGUCGUGCUCAGCAGCUUCUUCUGGGGCUACUGCCUGACUCAGGUGGUGGGCGGCCACCUGGGGGACCGGAUCGGGGGUGAGAAGGUCAUCCUGCUGUCCGCCUCCGCCUGGGGCUUCAUCACUGCCGCCACCCCGCUGCUCGCCCGCCUCAGCAGUGCUCACCUGGUCCUCAUGACCUUCUCGCGCAUCCUCACGGGCUUGCUCCAAGGGGUCUACUUCCCGGCGCUGACCAGCCUGCUGUCACAGAAGGUACGAGAGAGCGAACGCGCCUUCACCUACAGUGCCGUGGGGGCCGGCUCCCAAUUUGGGACGCUGGUGACGGGGGCCGUGGGCUCCCUGCUCCUGGACUGGUACGGCUGGCCUAGCGUCUUCUACCUCUCCGGCGGGCUCACCCUGCUGUGGGUGUGUUAUGUGCACAGGUACCUGCUGAGUGAAAAAGAUCUCAUCCUGGCCUUGGGUGUUCUGGUGCGAGGCCUGCGGGUGUCCAGGCGCACCAAAGUUCCCUGGAGACAGCUUUUCCGGAAGCCCUCUGUCUGGGCAGCCAUCUCCGCUCAGCUGUCGUCCGCGUGCGCUCUCUUCAUCCUCCUCUCCUGGCUGCCGACCUUCUUCAAGGAGACGUUCCCCAGCUCCAAGGGCUGGGUCUUCAACGUGGUGCCCUGGCUGGUGGCCAUCCCCGCCGGUCUGUUCAGCGGGUUCCUCUCCGACCAUCUCAUCAAUCAGGGUUACAGAACCAUCACUGUUCGGAAGUUCAUGCAGGUGAUGGGCCUUGGCCUGUCCAGCGUUUUUGCCCUGUGUUUGGGGCACACCUCGAGCUUCUGCAAAUCUGUGGUGUUUGCAUCAGCUUCCAUCGGCCUGCAGACCUUCAACCACAGUGGCAUUUCCGUCAACAUCCAGGACCUGGCUCCAUCCUGUGCCGGCUUUCUGUUCGGUGUGGCCAACACAGCUGGGGCCUUGGCAGGUGUCGUGGGCGUGUGCUUGGGAGGCUACCUCAUCGAGACCACGGGCUCCUGGACGUCCAUGUUCAGCCUGGUGGCUGCCGUCAGCAGCCUGGGGCUGUGCAUCUUUCUGCUGUUUGGAGAGGCCCAGCGCGUGGACCUGAGCCCUACCCACGAGGACCUCUAGCUGCCUCGGCCUGACGGUUCCCCGAGGACCCAGUGCUGCCCGCCUCGGGGCGUCGGGCUGUGUUGAAGAGCCUCCCACUCCUGAUCCCGGGUGUGUGAGCAGAGGGGGACGGGCCCCAGCGGAGCCCGGGCAGCCCUGGUGGGCCUCAGUCUCUCCACCAGCCAGUGAGGUGAUCGCGCCCUCCCCCGGGGUUCGUGGGCUGGCAGGGGUGAGUGGGAUUGGUGUUUUGAGUAGCAGCUGCACUAUCACAGUCUGUCCCACGUAGGUCUGCGUGCCCACGUGGUCACUGGGUGGGAGGGCUGCCUGUCUGUCAUCACGGGGGCAGGGGCACCACCCAGCUGGACUCUUCCCUCAGACCUGCUCUGCUUAGCCUCUUGGCCCUGGGGCCAGAUCAUUCUUCCUGGGGGGUGCUGUCCUGUGCACUGCGGGCUGUUUAGCAGUUGGCCCCCGCCUACUAGGUGACCCCCACCCCCUGCCAGUGAUGACAACCAGCACUGGCUUCUGGCCUCACCACAUGUCCUCAGGAGACUGUGCCUUGGGCCAGAACCGCGGCUCUGAUGGAGGCUGUUGGGGGUUGUGGGCUAGACGCCCUUGCCCAUCUUUGGGCCCCCCCCGGCACCCCCCUGUGGGUCCCUCUCUGCCAGGGAUGCUUCUGGGGACCAGGGAGCCCUCCCACCUUGUCCUUCUCUCUCUCAUAACAAGAAACUGGUCAUCUCGUGAGUUUGUAAUAGAUUUUGCAAGAUGUCUAUGUAGAAGAACUAAGAAUGUGGAGAGAUCACACCAGACUUAUUUAAAUGAUAAGCUAUUAAACUGGAAAAGGAAGGCUGCGAUUUUAUUAACCUUCCUUUAUUUA